Molecule: messenger RNA, 888 nt
Organism: Aphis gossypii (cotton aphid)
Lineage: Eukaryota; Metazoa; Arthropoda; Insecta; Hemiptera; Aphididae
Gene: e(r)
Product: enhancer of rudimentary homolog
Exons: 4
Coding region: 262-573 (103 amino acids)
Source: RefSeq, a predicted model, not a curated record
AUUCCAAUAUCUAGACAUAUUAAAUGUUAUGUUUACGAAUCCAAAUUCGUUCCUGUUGCUUCGAUAUUUCUAUUUUCAAUCGUUCAUCGUUUUAUCAUAGAUCAUAGUAAAUUAUUGUAAGCCUUAAGGCAAUAAAAGUUAUUACGUCUUUAUUGUUUAUAAUUAUUUAGUGACAAAUUACGCCGACUUGUCUAUUUGUAUACUUAAUCGUGGCCGUUAGUGUUCCUGUGUAUACGUUUUAACUCAUCUGAAAGUUACAAAAUGUCGCACACCAUACUGUUGAUCCAACCUGGUAGCAAACCAGAAACAAGAACAUAUUCCGAUUAUGAGUCCGUUAAUGAUUGCAUGGAAGGGGUUUGUAAGAUCUAUGAAGAGCAUUUGAAGAAAUUAAAUCCUAAGUCUGUAUCUAUUACAUAUGACAUAACUCAGCUGUUUGAAUUUGUUGACCAUUUAGCAGAUCUUUCAUGUCUUGUGUAUCAAAAAAGUACCAUGACAUAUGCCCCAUACAACAAAGACUGGAUUAAAGAAAAGAUAUAUGUCCUACUCAGAUGUCAAGCUAAUCAGCGUCAAUAAACCGUAUGAACUUAAUGGAAUGUUUUAUUAAAAGAUUAUGAGGCUGUUUUUUUCCCUGUUGACAAUUUAGUAGGUUUAAUUAAAAAAACACACCAAUUAUGAUGUAAUAAUGUAGGUUGACCAUAAGCAGUAUACAAGUUAUUCUUAGUGAUUUGACAAAUAUUCAUGAUCCUCAGAACUUCCUUUACUUAAUAAAAAUAAUAUUUAAAUAUGUAAUUUAAUUUUUAUUAUUUGUGGCUAUUUGUGUUGACUAACUUUGUUUUACUUCAAUCUCAUUAUAAUGACAGCUUUGGAAUAUACCAAGAAAUUGUUGUA